Molecule: messenger RNA, 2445 nt
Organism: Mercurialis annua (annual mercury)
Lineage: Eukaryota; Viridiplantae; Streptophyta; Magnoliopsida; Malpighiales; Euphorbiaceae
Product: glucan endo-1,3-beta-D-glucosidase ARB_01444-like
Exons: 1
Coding region: 115-2349 (744 amino acids)
Molecular function (GO): endo-1,3(4)-beta-glucanase activity
Source: RefSeq, a predicted model, not a curated record
CAUUCAAUCCAAAACUAACUACCAAGUUCCCUCCAUUUCCUUCAUUCUUCCUUAUACCAAAACCCUAACUAACUUUUAAAUUUUCUUUCCCUCUUUUUAUCUAUUAUUGCCAAAAUGUUCAAAAAAGUUUUCAAGAAACGUCGAAGACAACAACUUCCACCUCCGCCACCGCCUCCACCAUCACAACCUCCGCCACCUCCUCCUCCGCCUCCACCGCCAUCUCCACCACGAGCACCACCUAGCCCUCCCCAUGAAGCUCCAAUCCCACCUGAGGAGCAGCCCCAAGAAAAGCCUCAACUAACAUUUCCAUUUCUUUUUCCUAAAGCUCAAUCAAACAUUCUUCCUGAUCCAUCCCUUUUCUUUGCGCCAUCUCUUCUUUCAUCUCCAUUACCAACACACUCUUUCUUUCAAAACUUCACCCUCAAAAGCGGCGAUCAACCCGAAUAUAUACACCCAUAUCUCAUUAAAUCAUCAUUCGGAUCAUCCAUUUCUGUCUCUUACCCAUCUCAAAUCUCCACCUCUUCUUCUCAGCAACAAAUCUUCAUCCCUGAUUUAACCAUCUCUGCAUCAAAUAAUAAAAUCAACCCACAUGAUACACCAAAAAGCCAUGUUAUUUCUUCUUUUAGUGAUCUCACUGUAACUUUGGAUUUACCCUCUUCAAAUCUUCGGUUCUUUCUUGCUAGAGGAAGCCCUUACUUGACAUGUUCAAUCACGGAAAAUUCUUCAAUAUUUAUCUCAACAAUUCACGCCAUUAUUUCACUUUCUUCAAAUAGCUCACAAACUAAACAUACCAUUAAGUUAAAUAAUGGUCAAAUAUGGUUUCUUUAUUCGUCCUCUCAGAUAAAUUUGAGCCACAAUCUUUUGUCUAUUACUUCUGAUGGGUUUUCUGGUGUGAUAAAAAUUGCAAUAUUGCCCGAUAAUUCUAAUCCGAAACACGAAGCAAUUCUUGAUCGAUUCAGUUCUUGCUAUGCACUAUCAGGUGAUGCAACUUUUACCAAACCAUACUGUGUAGAAUAUAAUUGGGAAAAGAAAGGCUCUGGUGAUUUGAUUAUCCUUGCACAUCCUUUGCAUAUUAAGCUUUUAUCUAAUGACAAUGUCAUUGUUUUGAACGAUUUUAAGUAUAAAAGCAUUGAUGGUGAUCUUAUUGGUGUGAUUGGAGAUUCAUGGGUAUUAAAAACAGACCCUAUUGCAAUAACUUGGCACUCAAGUAAGGGUAUCAAAGAGGAAUCAUUUCCUGAAAUUGUGUCUGCACUUCAAAAGGAUGUUGAGGGUUUAAGUUCAUUGAUUGAUCCACCAAAUUCUUGCUAUCUUUAUGGUAAAAUGAUUGCAAGAGCAGCAAGAUUGGCUUUGAUAGCUGAGGAGAUUAGGUCUCUUGAAGUUAUUCCAGCAAUAACUAAGUUCUUGAAAGAGAAGAUUGAGCCCUGGUUAGAUGGUACUUUCAGCGGAAAUGGCUUCGUAUACGAGGAUAAAUGGCGCGGAAUUGUCACCAAAUUAGGGUUAAACGAUUCGAGUGAAGAUUUUGGAUUCGGAAUCUAUAAUGCUCAUUAUCAUUCAAUUGGUUACUUUCUUUAUGCUAUUGCAGCUUUGGCAAAACUUGAUGCAAUAUGGGGAAAGAAGUAUAAGCUACAAGCUUAUUCACUUAUGGCCGAUAUAAUGAACUUAAACAGGCAAUCAAAUUCAAAUUAUCCGCGAUUAAGGUGCUUCGAUUUGUACAAAUUACAUUCUUGGGGAUCAGGAUUAGUCGAAUUUGCAGACGGGCGAAAUCAGGACAACACAAGCGAGGCAGUGAACGCAUACUAUUCAGCCGCGUUGAUGGGAUUAGCAUACGGAGACACUCAACUCGUAUCCAUCGGAUCAACGCUCGCCGGAAUGGAGAUUUACGCGGCACAAACAUGGUGUCAUGUAAGAGAGAACAAUGGAAAUUUGUAUGGAGAAGAAUUUACUAAAGAGAAUAGGGUGGUGGGUGUUUCAUGGGCUAAUAAAAGAGACAGCGGGCUAUGGUUUGCACCAGCUGAAUGGAGAGAAUGCAGAGCUGGAAUUCAGAUUCUGCCAUUGUUGCCGGUGACUGAGAUUAUAUUUUCUGAUGUGGGGUUUGUGAAGGAGCUUGUGAAGUGGGCAUUGCCUGGUUUGGAAAGAGAAGGAGCUGGUGAAGAGUGGAAAGGAUUUGUGUAUGCAUUGGAAGGUAUUUAUGAUAAAGAAAGUGGUUUGGAGAAGAUUAGAAAAUUGAAUGUUCAUCAUGAUGGUAAUUCACUCACUAAUAUGUUAUGGUGGAUUCAUAGCAGAGGCUCUGAAGAAGAAAAAGAGGAAGCAGAUGGGAAGUUAUGUUGGUUUAGUUACUAUUGUCACUGAUUUGUUAUCUCGUUAUCUUGGUAUAUGCGUAGUGCUUAUUUAGUGUGUAAUUUGAUCAUAUUUGAAUAUUUAUUUGUGUGAUUGUUGUAUUUUUUA